Molecule: messenger RNA, 813 nt
Organism: Pichia membranifaciens NRRL Y-2026
Lineage: Eukaryota; Fungi; Ascomycota; Pichiomycetes; Pichiales; Pichiaceae
Exons: 2
Coding region: 1-813 (270 amino acids)
Biological process (GO): ubiquitin-dependent protein catabolic process
Cellular component (GO): proteasome core complex, alpha-subunit complex; proteasome core complex; nucleus
Source: RefSeq, a predicted model, not a curated record
AUGAGUGGCUACGAUAGUGCAUUGUCCAUUUUCAGCAGUACUAACACAACAACAACCUUGUUUGAGGUGAAUAAUUGUAUUUCAAAUAGUCCUGAUGGUCAUGUUUUUCAAGUGGAAUACGCCCUUGAGGCCGUGAAAAGAGGAACCUGUGCAGUGGGUGUGAAAGGCGCUGACACCGUAGUACUUGCGUGUGAAAGAAGAACGACAUUGAAGCUUCAAGAUCCUAGAAUCAAUCCAACGAAAAUCAACAAGAUCGAUUACCACAUUCAACUUGCCUUUGCAGGGUUGAAUGCUGAUGCCAGAGUUUUAAUAGACAAGGCCAGAGUGGAGGCACAAUCGCACAAAUUGACCUUGGAGGACUCUGUUAGUGUCGAAUACCUCACCAAAUACGUGGCAGGAGUCCAGCAAAGAUACACCCAGAGUGGUGGUACCAGACCGUUCGGUAUCUCGACACUGAUUGCUGGAUUCGAUGAAAACGACCAAGUUCCAAAGUUAUACCAAACAGAGCCUUCGGGAAUAUUUUCAGCCUGGAAGGCACAGUCGAUCGGAAGAAGCAGCAAGACAGUGAGAGAGUUCCUGGAGAAAAACUACCCAGCCGACGAACCACUAGAUGAAGCAGGCACCGUAAAAUUGGCCAUCCAAGGUUUGUUGGAAGUUGUCCAAACUGGAGCCAAGAACAUCGAGUUGUCCGUCAUGAAGCCCGGAGCUGCGCCAAGGGAACUGUCCAACGAAGAGAUCGAGGAGAUAGUGAAGGAAAUUGAAGAAGAAAAGGCUGCAGAGGCCGAAAAGAAAAAACCUAGAUCCACUGAGUAA